AUGUUUCAGCCGACACCCAAGAGGUGUUUCACGAUAGAGUCUUUGGUGGCGAAGGAUAAUCAUAUACCGGUGUCCCGCACCGAGGAGCCCAUCAGGCCGGCGGCUCUCAGCUAUGCAAACUCCGGCCAGAUGAACCCCUUCCUCAACGGCUUCCACUCCGGCGGCCGGGGCGUCUACUCUAACCCGGACUUGGUGUUCGCUGAGGCGGUCUCUCAUCAGCAAAACUCCGCCGUCCCGGUGCAUUCGGUGGCCCCGCCGCACGCGCUGGCCGCUCACCCGCUUUCAUCCUCACACAGUCCGCACCCUCUUUUCGCCAGCCAGCAAAGGGACCCCUCCACGUUCUACCCCUGGUUAUUACACAGAUAUCGGUACUUGGGUCACAGAUUUCAAGGUAAUGAAACGAGCCCGGAGAGCUUCCUUUUGCACAACGCGCUGGCCAGAAAGCCCAAAAGAAUCCGGACCGCUUUUUCCCCUUCGCAACUCCUGCGGCUCGAACACGCGUUCGAGAAAAACCAUUACGUGGUGGGAGCAGAAAGAAAGCAGCUCGCCCACAGCCUUAGCCUCACAGAAACUCAGGUAAAAGUGUGGUUUCAGAACCGGAGGACGAAGUUCAAGCGACAGAAGUUGGAGGAGGAGGGCUCGGAGUCUCAGCAGAAGAAGAAAGGGUCGCAUCACAUAAACCGGUGGAGAAUGGCGACAAAACAGGGGAGCCCGGAGGAAAUCGAUGUCACUUCGGACGAUUAAAAAGAAGAAGAAAAGAAAGAAAGAAAGACUAUAAGCGUCCGA
Molecule: messenger RNA, 786 nt
Organism: Cyclopterus lumpus (lumpfish)
Lineage: Eukaryota; Metazoa; Chordata; Actinopteri; Perciformes; Cyclopteridae
Gene: emx2
Product: empty spiracles homeobox 2
Exons: 3
Coding region: 1-744 (247 amino acids)
Biological process (GO): neuron differentiation; brain development; regulation of DNA-templated transcription
Molecular function (GO): DNA-binding transcription factor activity, RNA polymerase II-specific; DNA binding
Source: RefSeq, a predicted model, not a curated record